Gaeumannomyces tritici R3-111a-1 is the source of this 1726-nucleotide messenger RNA. RefSeq lists its product as hypothetical. NCBI's taxonomy places the organism in Eukaryota, Fungi, Ascomycota, Sordariomycetes, Magnaporthales, Magnaporthaceae. Bases 101 to 1069 code for a protein of 322 amino acids. The transcript has a single exon. The record is from RefSeq and is a predicted model, not a curated record.
ACGCUCUGCUGCGGAACCAUUUCCCCAGGAAAUUCCUGCAGGGACGCGCUCAAUUCAUUCAAUCGAAACAACCAGCCAAGAUCCCACGUCGGCAUACAACAUGUUUUUCUUCGGCGGCGGCAAAUCUUUUAACCCAGACAAGGACAUUCCCGACCUCUCGGGCCGGGUCGUCCUCGUCACGGGCGGCAACAUCGGGCUGGGCAAAGAAACGGUCUUGCAGACCUGCAAGCACGGCCCGGCCCGAGUCUUCCUUUGCGCCCGCUCCGAGGCGGCCGCCCACGCCGCCAUCGAGGACAUCGAGCGCGAGGUGCCCGGCUCCCACAAGCUCAUCACAUUCGUGCAGCUGGACCUCGCCUCCUUCGCCAGCAUAAAGGCCGCCGCCGCCUCGGUGCUGGCGCAGACGGACCGCCUCGACGUGCUGUGCAACAACGCCGGCAUCAUGGGCACCGCCCCGGCCGUCACCGCCGACGGCUACGAGCUGCAGCUCGGCGUCAACCACGUCGGGCACGCCCUGCUGACCCGCCUGCUGCUGCCGCUGCUUUUACGCACGGCUGGUGCGGGCGGGGUGGGUGGCAAUGCCGCCGCCGCCGACGUGCGCGUCGUGAACCUCGCGUCUGAGGGCGAAAAGUUCUGCACGGCCGACCCGUGGACCGCCGACGCGCUGCCGGCGUACAAGACGCCGCAGGCCGACCGCUGGUCCUUGGGGCGCUACGGCGUGUCCAAGCUGGCAAACAUCCACCACGCCCGCUGCCUGGCCCGCCGCCACCCAUCCAUCACCGCCGUGGCGGUCCACCCGGGCGCCAUCAACACGGGCCUGACGCGCGGGCCCAAGGAGUCGUACCCCUGGAUCGGCCGCCUGAUCGAGCUGAUCGUGCCCUGGGUCAUGCCCGGGCCCAGAAAGGGCGCGCUGAACCAGCUGUGGGCGUGCUGGGGCGAGGGCGUCGUCUCGGGCGAGUACUACACCCCCGUCGCCGUCACGGGCAAAGGGUCGGCGCAGGCGUGCAACGACGACAUGGCGGAGCGGCUUUGGGAGUGGACGGAGAAGGAGCUUGAUGCUUGUGCCUGGUAGGCUGCUGAUGGGUGGGAGGCUUGUGGGGUGAAGGAGAGGGUUAUUUUGUGGGAGGAAUUAUUUAGUCAAAAAAACAUGUAGCAGGGCAAGGCAGGUAAGCUUGCAGAGCUUGGUAGGUGUUGUUUUUCUCUUCUUUUUCCGUCACACCCGCUCUACAUUGGCUUUGGACACCAGGGCCCAUUGGCGAGCAAUGAGGCGCUCGUCGCGUUCUUGAGGAUCGUGGCCAUAUCUACCGGUGGGGCAUCUACAGCUGAAGGUUGUCGCAGAGGAUAUUUGACCCGAUCGCCAGCCCUCUGGCUGAUACGUGAGGCUUCACUUUUGGCCUUUGUGUGGCGCAAUGGAGUUGCAACGAAAGGAUCGUGGGAAUUAAACGGUAUGUGCUAUAAAGAUGUUUCACAUGCACGACCCCAAUCUUCGGUAUCAUUGCUGCCGUUCUCUUUGUACUCCCCUUUACAGUAUUAAUAGCGACAUAUUAAGUAAUUCGGUAGGUACCUAUAUUGGGCGGUAAUCCAGUAGUGCAUCCGAGGACCUGAUACCUACCUAAGUGGCUAAGUGGCUACCGAGGUGCGUUGCAUGUUUACAUUCCGAGCUUGUAAUCUAGACAGAUGUAUUGACGCUUAAGCCCCAUGGGUGUCUUUAAGUCCCGCCACGUUCCCC